AUGGGAUGGAAUAAGGUUGGGUGCCCAUGUGAGGAACUGACAUGGAAUGGGGAUCCUGCAUCGGAGUUACAGGCUGGGGUUACGGGGGGAGCUUCAGAGGAUUUGCGAGAUACCCCUUGUGAUGUAGGAAGCGAAGCUGAGCCGAAAAUGUCCAAAAACAGAUGGGCACCUAAAAUGCAAGAAAACUGGGAAGUAUGGAAGCUGGCAGUGGAAUCUGGAGCUAUGCAGUAUAAUGAGGAAGAUGACAUAAUGGCAAUACCACAGUCCACAGGCAUAGAACGAGGCUUGAUAGAGACAAAGAAAGAGGUUGUGACCAACUUUGAUAUAGUGCAACUAUGGGGUAAUGGUGCAGUUAAAUGGGAGUUUGUUGGAUCAGUUGGUGCUUCAGUUUAUGGUCCGCACGAUAAGGCGAAAAAGCUUGUUAUGUGGGAAGAGCUGAGCUUCCUAUCUGGGUUAUGUCAAGUCCCAUUUUGCUACCAGGGAGAUUUUAACGAGAUAACUCAUAUGGAAGAGAGGAAGGGAACUAAUUCUUUGAUGGUGUUUGUAGCAGAGUUUAAAUCAUGGAUCCAGGAUAUGGAGCUAGUAGACUUAGCAAUCACUGAUCGCUUGUUCACUUGGUUUAGAGGGCAAUCAUACAGUCGAAUUGAUAGGGUUUUGGUUAGCUUGGAGUGGUUAGAAGAGUUUCCUGAAAUAAGGCUGCGAGGUGGACCUAGAGGGUUAUCAGACCAUUGUCCAUUGAUGAUGGAGGUCUCACGGAUUAGAGGGGGGCCAAAACCUUUUCGGAGUUUGGACUCCUGGUUUACUCAUGAUGGUUUCUUGAGGAUGGUAAAGGAGGAAUGGAGGAUUUUAGGUGAGGUACAGUUUAUGGACAAGCUAAAGGCUUUGAUGACUCCACUGAGCAGAUGGCAUAAAAAGAACUUUAGGUUCAUGGACACAAGGAUUAGACAGUUUAAGGAUGAAAUAAAGAAAGUAGAUGACAUGGUAGGUACUGGAGUGGCUGAUGGAACUAUUGAAGCAAAGAGAAAGGCGCUUGUGAGCUUCUGUAGAAAAUGGUAUAUCAGAAAGGAGCUACAUUGGAAGCAGAUGUCAAGAUCUCGGCAUGUAAAUGAGAUGGAUAAAAACAUUCGCUAUUUCAACAAUUUAGCCUCAGCGCGAAGAAGGUCCAAUUGGAUUGAUGCCUUAAUGGUUAAUGGGAGGUUGGAAGAGGCAACAGAGCUAGAGAUGAUGCCAACUACUGAAGAAAUAAAGGAGGCAGUUUGGGAUUGUGAGUCAACAAAGACACCAGGCAGUGAUGGGUAUAAUAUGAAUUUCAUAAAGAAGUGUUGGGAAGAAUUAGAUAGAGAGUUCACUGAAGCGGUGAAAGGGUUUUUCCAGUUAGCUAAGCUACCUAGCAAGUUGAAUGUCACUUGGGUGGCGCUGGCACCGAAGUUUACUGGAGCCAAAGAAAUAAAGGAUCUCCGGUCGAUUAGUAUGGUGGGCUGUGUCUAUAAGGUCAUUUCUACGGUAUUGAUUUGGAGGAUGCGGAAGAAGAUGGGUUUUGGCCAGAGAUGGAGAGGCUGGAUCAAGGAGUGUGUCUGCUUUGCAUCUAUGAUGAUUGGAGAGGCAGUGAGGAACGGUCGUAUAUCUCUCCUACUGGUUGGUAGUGAUAACAUUGAGUUGUCUCACUUGCAGUUUGCGAAUGAUACUAUUCUUUUCUGCCCGCCUAAAGAGGAGACUAUCAGAAACUACCAGCAACUGCUCCGGUACUUUGAACUGAUGUCUGGGUUGAGCAUCAAUUUUGAGAAGUCCAACAUUAUUCCAGUCAAUUGUGAUAGGCUGUGGGUCCGUAGGAUGUGUCUAUUAUUGGGUUGUAUGGAGGCAUCAUUACCAAUUAGAUAUUUGGGCAUUCCCCUGGGAGCAAAUCCGAGACUGGUUAAGACAUGGAAACCAGUGAUUGACAAGGUGGAAGAAAAGCUGAAUUUGUGA
Arachis stenosperma is the source of this 1965-nucleotide messenger RNA. RefSeq lists its product as uncharacterized. NCBI's taxonomy places the organism in Eukaryota, Viridiplantae, Streptophyta, Magnoliopsida, Fabales, Fabaceae. The record is from RefSeq and is a predicted model, not a curated record. The coding region runs from base 1 to 1965 and encodes 654 amino acids. The transcript has 7 exons.